Molecule: messenger RNA, 1087 nt
Organism: Baudoinia panamericana UAMH 10762
Lineage: Eukaryota; Fungi; Ascomycota; Dothideomycetes; Mycosphaerellales; Teratosphaeriaceae
Exons: 4
Coding region: 81-1025 (314 amino acids)
Source: RefSeq, a predicted model, not a curated record
AGUAACGACAAUAUUAGGCGUCAAAUCGCACAAAAUCAUGUAGCUCUCUACGAUUUGCUUGACAGAGCCUCACCGACGUUAUGUCUGCCGCAGCUAAAGCUCGCGUUCAAGCCCUCUCCGAGCAGUUAGCUAAGCCUAGAGAGCAUCCAGGCUAUUUCGAAGACAUCCCUAAGAUACCGACGAUUGCUGGCGCGUCAAACGGACCCCGCGUGAAGGACAAGGUCAUCAUUAUCACCGGCGCCAACAGCCCUCUUGGAAUCGGACGAGCUUCAGCACAUCUCUUCGCCGCCAAUGGCGCCAAAGCCAUUUUCAUUUGCGAUUAUAGCACCUCGAAUCUGGAAACCCACAAGCGCGAGAUUAACAGUCUGUAUCCCGGUGUCGAGAUCCAAUGUCGGCAGAUGGAUGCUGGCGAGGAAGUGGACGUCAAGCGUGUUGUCGACGAAUGCUUGAGCCUGUAUGGCAGGCUCGACGUCUUCUUCGCAAAUGCCGGCAUCAGCGUCACGAUGAAGCGAGUAAUCGACAGUAACGCGGAUGAUUUCAUGAAGGUGAUGAAGACAAAUGCGUUAAGCGUCUUCCUAGCCGUCAAGCACGGCGCUCGCGGCAUGUUACAGACCAGUGAUUCGAAGCCGUACCCAGGCGGCUCCAUUGUCGGCACAGCGUCUUCAGCAGGUCUCCGCUCCAACGCCGGCGCAACGGACUACUCCGCUUCUAAAGCGGCCGUCGUUUCCAUCAUGCAGACAUCAUGCUACCAACUUGCGGGUACCGGCAUCCGCUGCAACGCCAUUUGUCCCGGCAUCAUUGAGACCGGCAUGACGAGCAAGAUGUACGAAGCGGCUCGAGCGCGCGGCACGGAGCGCAAGAUUGGGCAGCUAAAUCCGCUCAUGAGGGGCGGGGUGGCUGAUGAGGUUGCUAGAGUAGCGCUGUUUUUGGGUAGCGAUGAGGCCAGUUAUGUCAAUGGGCAGGCAUGGGCGGUCUGUGGUGGUCUUACUGCUGGUCAUCCGUACGUGGUUGGGAAGAUGGCGUGAGGUGGUGAUGAUACUUCGAAGGAGCUGAGCUUUGUGUUAUGUACUUAGCUUAUGUACCAAAU